This is a messenger RNA of Lolium rigidum, 4215 nucleotides long. RefSeq names its product kinesin-like protein KIN-14L. The coding region runs from base 27 to 3887 and encodes 1286 amino acids. The record is from RefSeq and is a predicted model, not a curated record. Lineage: Eukaryota; Viridiplantae; Streptophyta; Magnoliopsida; Poales; Poaceae. Gene Ontology annotation, molecular function: microtubule motor activity; microtubule binding; ATP binding. The transcript has 23 exons. Gene Ontology annotation, biological process: microtubule-based movement.
CCCUCGAUCUAGGGUUUCCGGCGCCAAUGGCGGACGCGCGCGGGGGCUGGUCGUGGGACGUCCCGUCCUUCCAGCCGCCGCAGCCGCAGCCGGCGCCGCUCGCGCCGCCCACCGCCAUGCCCCGCGCGCCGCCGACCGCCAUGGCGGGCCGCUCCUCCGAGGGCCCGCCCCGCGUGCUCGGCUGCAUGCCCGUCGCCGACCGCCUCGACCAGCUCGCCGACAGCGUCCAGCUUGCUAGAGAGGACUGCUUGGAACUUAGACAAGAAGCUAGUGACCUUCUUGAGUAUUCCAAUGCAAAACUCGGCCGCGUCACUCGCUAUCUUGGAUUUCUUGCAGAUAGAACUCGAAAACUAGAUGAAGCUGCACUUGAAACUGAAACUAGAAUCACUCCAUUGAUUAAUGAGAAGAAAAGGCUUUUCAAUGACUUGCUGACCUUGAAAGGCAACGUCAAAGUGUUCUGCCGUAGCAGACCAUUAUUUGAAGAUGAGGGUCCAUCAGCAGUUGAGUUUCCAGAUGAUUUUACUAUCCGAGUAAACACUGGAGAUGAGUCUUUAACCAACCCUAAGAAGGAUUAUGAGUUUGACAGGGUAUAUGGACCCCACAUUGGGCAAGGUGAACUUUUCCAUGAUGUUCAACCGUUCGUGCAAUCUGCCUUGGAUGGCCACAAUAUCUCCAUAUUCGCCUAUGGUCAAAGCCGCUCUGGAAAGACACAUACACUGGAAGGAUCUAGCCAUGAUCGUGGUUUAUAUCUGCGUUGUUUUGAGGAGCUGUUUGAUCUUUCAAACUCAGAUACUACAUCCACCUCUCACUUCAACUUCUAUUUUACUGCAUGUGAACUCUACAAUGAUCAGGUUCGGGAUCUGCUGACAGAAUCUAGAAGCACGGUCCCAAAAGUUCGCAUGGGUGUGCAAGAUUCCUUUGUGGAACUUGUGCAGGAGAAGGUUGAGAAUCCAUUGGAAUUUUCUGGAGCCCUAAAGACAGCACUUCAAAAUCAGUCUGUAAAGUCAGUGAAGGCCAUGGUAUCUCACCUGAUCAUUACCAUCCAUAUACACUACAGAAAUUAUGUAACAGGAGAACACCUAUACAGUAAGCUUUCUCUAGUGGAUCUGCCAGCAAGCGAAUGCCUUCUCGAAGAAGAUGCCAAUAGAGAUGAUGUAACGGACUGUUUGCAUGUCUCAAAGUCACUUUCUGCGUUGGGUGAUGCUUUGGCCUCUUUAAGUGCAAAGAAGGAGCCUGUUCUGUCUGGAAAUUCAAGACUUACACAAAUCUUAGCUGACUCUCUUGGAAGCAGCUCGAAAAUUUUGUUAGUUGUGCAUGUAAGUCCAAGUGCUUCAAAUUUGUCUAGAACUUUGUCCACACUCAGUUUUUCUUCCAGAGCAAGAAAUGCUGAACUGAGCCUUGGAAAUCGUGAUACUAUCAAGAAAUGGAGAGACGUGGCAAAUGAUUCGCGUAAAGAAUUGCAUGAGAAAGAAAAGGAGGUUUCAGACUUGAGGCAAGAAGUUUUGGGGUUAAAACUUUCUCUCAAAGAGUCAAACGACCAAUGCACACUGCUCUUGAAUGAAGUAGAGAAGGCCUCGGGAGUAUCUUCUACACUGCAAAAUGAUCUGAAGUCUGAAAAUUUAAUGCUCGCUGACAAGCACAAGAUUGAGAAAGAGCAGAAUAAUCAGCUAAGGGACCAGAUUUCCCGUCUCCUGGAAGCUGAACAAGAGCAGAAAAUGAAGAUGCGUGAGCGUGAUUUAACAAUUCAAUCGCUACAGGCAAAACUUAAGUCUAUUGAGUCUCAGCUUAAUGAGGCUCUGAACUCUAGCGAUGCUAGAUCAACAGUUGGGUCUGAAUCUGCUUCGGUCAUUUCAACCCCAAAGAUGACAGAAUCAACUGCUGAUUCAUCGUCAGUGACCAAAAGGCUUGAAGAAGAGCUGGCAAAGAGGGAUGCCCUUAUCGAGAAACUGCAUGAGGAGAAUGAGAAGCUCUUCGACAGACUUACAGAGAAAUCAGGAUUAGCAAGCUCUCCUCAGGCUCCAAGUCCAUCUUCGAACCAAACUACUAAUGCUCAGGGAAGGGAUAUAGGAAGGAGCAAUAGUGCCAGAACUCAAUCACCAGAUGUAUUUCCACCAAGACAGUCUCAGGACAAAACUGGGAACAGUGGAGCUAUCGUGAAAUCAAGCAACGAGUUAGCAAAAACUACACCUGCUGGGGAGUACCUUACAUCCGCACUGGCGGAUUUUGAUCCUAAUCACUUUGAGGGAUUUGCUGCAAUAGCUGAUGGUGCAAAUAAGCUUUUGAUGCUGGUGUUGGCUGCAGUUAUCAAAGCGGGUGCUGCUAGGGAGCAUGAGAUACUUGCUGAGAUACGAGAUGCUGUCUUCUCGUUCAUUCGCAAGAUGGAACCAAGAAAAGUUAUGGAUACCAUGCUGGUUUCAAGGGUCAGGAUAUUAUACAUUAGAUCUUUGCUUGCUAGGUCCCCUGAACUUCAAUCCAUCAAGGUUUCUCCAAUAGAACGUUUUUUGGAGAAAUCAAGUACUGGUCGGAGCAGAAGUUCUAGCAGGGGAAGUAGUCCUGGCAGGUCUCCCGGCUACCACCAUGAUCAUGGUCGAAUUGCCCUAAUUGAUGAAAAUGUCCAUGGUUUCAAGGUUAACAUUAAACAGGAAAAGAAAUCAAAAUUCUCCUCGAUUGUUCUGAAACUUCGUGGGAUUGAGGAGGAGACCUGGAGACAACAUGUCACUGGAGGAAAGCUUCGGGAAAUUACUGAGGAAGCGAAGGCCUUUGCAAUUGGAAACAAGGCCUUAGCUGCUCUCUUUGUUCACACACCAGCUGGUGAAUUACAACGUCAAAUACGAGCAUGGCUUGCAGAGAACUUUGACUUUCUAUCUGUAACUGGUGGAGAUGUUGCUGGAGGAACUGCAGGGCAGCUUGAAUUGUUAUCUACUGCUAUUAUGGAUGGAUGGAUGGCUGGCCUUGGUACAGCGCAUCCCCCAAGCACUGAUGCUUUAGGCCAGUUGUUAUCUGAAUACGCCAAGCGUGUUUACACAUCACAGUUACAACAUUUGAAGGACAUAGCUGGCACAUUGUCAACAGAGGAGGCUGACGAUCCUGUUCAUGUCAGUAAGCUACGCUCUGCUCUGGAGUCUGUCGAUCAUAAAAGAAGAAAGAUCAUGCAACAAAUGCGUACUGAUACUGCCUUGUUAACCAAAGAAGAAGGUGGUUCACCUAUCCGAAAUCCUCCAACUGCUGCUGAAGAUGCACGAUUAGCAUCUCUCAUAUCUUUAGACAACAUCUUAAAGCAAGUCAAGGAAGUAAUGAAACAAAGCUCUUCAAGACCAUUGCGAACAUCCAAAAAGAAAGCAUUGCUAGAAUCAUUGGAUAACCUCUUGGCACAGAUGCCUUCCCUUCUUGACAUUGAUCAUCCAUGUGCUCAGAAGCAGAUCAUGGAGGCACGGAGCACUGUAGAGUCACUCCAAGAAGAUCCCGAUGAUCCUGCAACUGAUCCUAACUCGAAUUUCAACACGCUGGGAGAGAGCGAAGUUUCACAGUGGAACGUGCUGCAGUUUAACACGGGAACAACAGCACCUUUCAUCAUAAAAUGUGGAGCAAAUUCGAGUUGCGAACUGGUCAUCAAGGCUGAUCAAAAAGUUCAGGAACCUAAAGGCGGUGAGGUCAUCCGUGUUGUUCCAAGACCAUCUGUUCUCGCAGAGAUGGGCUUUGAGGAAAUGAAAGGUUUGUUUGAGCAAUUGCCAGAAGCAGUCAGCUUGCUUGCUCUGGCACGAUCCGCCGAUGGUACAAGAGCCAGGUAUUCUAGACUGUACAGAACUUUAGCUAGCAAAGUACCUGCCUUAAAAGAAAUUGUUGCGGAGAUGGAGAGAGGUGGUGUUUUCAAGGAUGUCAGAUCAUAGUGUUAGUUCAAUUGUAGAGUAAUAUAUGUUGUUGUAUAUGGAUGCCAUUCGAGGGCAUCCCAUGUAACCUUUUUCUGUUUACACCAUGAGCAAGCCUAUGUUGUAACAUUGAUUUGGGUAAAGGCAGUGCAUCUUGUCUCUCUGCCUGCCACCCUAUCGACGGUCAAUUAUUGAGAAUACAAGGCUGUUGUAGUUGAGUAGUUCAUGGAUGUCCUUGUAAUGUUAACAGUUUUGGCUGUCAGGCAGUUAAGCCAUAUACUAUUACAAGGCAUUGCUUUGACAGUUUGAUAAGGAAAUUGAACACACUACGCACCAUUUGACCACUUCA